This is a messenger RNA of Zalophus californianus (California sea lion), 3088 nucleotides long. It is a transcript of the gene NOP53, whose product is annotated as NOP53 ribosome biogenesis factor. Gene Ontology annotation, molecular function: 5S rRNA binding. Gene Ontology annotation, cellular component: nucleolus. Lineage: Eukaryota; Metazoa; Chordata; Mammalia; Carnivora; Otariidae. The transcript has 13 exons. The coding region runs from base 41 to 1504 and encodes 487 amino acids. Gene Ontology annotation, biological process: ribosomal large subunit assembly; rRNA processing. The record is from RefSeq and is a predicted model, not a curated record.
ACUUUCGGGGCGCCGGCGACCGAAUGCUUCCUUUGCCAAGAUGGCGCCGGGAGGUAGUGGCGGCGGCGGCACGCAUUGCUCGAAAAGCGAGGCCGAUUCCGGCUUCCUGGGACUGCGGCCCACUUCGGUGGACCCGGCGCUGAGGCGGCGGCGGCGAGGCCCAAGAAAUAAGAAACGAGGCUGGCGGCGGCUCGCACAGGAGCCGCUGGGGCUCGAAGUUGACCAGUUCCUGGAGGACGUGCGGCUGCAGGAGCGCACGAGCGGUGGCUUGGUAUCAGAGGCCCCAGAUGAGAAACUCUUCUUCGUGGACACCGGCUCCAAGAAAAAAGAGCCAAACAAGAGGAGGAUCAAAAGCCAGAAAAGGUCACUUCUUCUCAAGAAACCCCUUCGUGUUGACCUCAUCCUAGAGAACACGUCCAAGGUCCCUGUCCCCAAAGACAUCCUUGCCCACCAGGUCCCCAAUGCCAGGAAACUCAAACGGAAGGAGCAGCUAUGGGAGAAGCUGGCCAAGCAGGGCGAGCUGCCCCGGGAGGUGCGCAGGGCCCAGGCCCGGCUCCUCAACCCUCCCGCGACCAAAGCCAAGCCUGGGCCCCAAGACACCACCAAGAGGCCUUUUUAUGAUCUCUGGGCCAAAGACAACCCUCUGGAGCGACCCCUGGCCGGCCAGGACACCUUUUUCCUGGAGCAGACCAAGAAGAAGGGGGUGAAGCGGCCGCCACAUCUGCACACCAAGCCCUCCCAGGUCCCUGCCGUGGAGGUGACACCGGCUGGAGCCUCCUACAACCCAUCCUUUGAGGACCACCAGACCUUGCUGCUGGCGGCCCACGAAGUCGAGCUGCAGCGGCAGAAGGAGGCGGAGAAGCUGGAGCGGCAGCUGGCCCUUCCCCCCUCGGAGCAGCCUGCCACCCAGGAGUCUGCCUUCCAGGAGCUGUGCCAGGGGCUGCUGGAGGAGUCAGACGGGGAGGGGGAGCCGGGCGAGGGCCCGGACAAGGGCCCCGAGGCGGAGGCCGGAGGGGAGCAGGCCGCAGGCGCCGAGGCGUCCUCCGCACCCGGCCGCCUGGCCGCCGUGGAGAAGAAGACGGAGCAGCAGCGGCGGCGGGAGAAGGCGGCCCGGAAGAUGCGGGUGCAGCAGGCCGAGGUGCGGGCCGCGCGGCUCCGGCACCAGGAGCUCUUCAGGCUACGCGGGAUCAAGGCCCAGGUGGCGCGGCGGCUGGCGGAGCUGGCGCGGCGGCGGGAGCAGCGGCGGGCGCGGCGGCUGGCGGAGGCGGACAGGCCUCGGAGGCUGGGGCGGCUCAAGUACCAGGCCCCCGACAUCGAUGUGCAGCUCAGCUCAGAGUUGUCUGACUCUCUCAGGACCCUAAAGCCUGAAGGCAACAUUCUCCGCGACCGUUUCAAGAGCUUCCAGAAGAGAAACAUGAUCGAGCCUCGGGAGAGAGCCAAGUUUAAGCGCAAGUACAAAGUGAAGCUCGUGGAGAAGCGGGCGUUCCGUGAGAUCCAGUUAUAGCCGCCGUGGGAUGCCGGAGCCCCCACCCCACAGUAAAACCCCGCCGACUGACACCCCGUGUGACUUGUCUCUCUUCUGGGGGCAGCUUCCCUCUCUCUCUGUGUCUCUCUCUAGCACCAGAACAUUCGUCUCCACUAAAGCCCGGUGUGGCAAGAUCUUAGGGAAAGUAGGCAGAGGAGAUGGGGCUUGCAGGCCGGUGGGGGGCCGGGGGGAGGAGGGGUGGAGACCCCAGCUGGGUGUCCGACGGGACGCCGCCCACAGCUCUCUGCCCGGGUGACUGAGAGGCAGGCCUUGGGUAUGACCCUGUCGCAUGGGCGUUGCUGACGUUGGCCGAGCACCCUACUGUACUUUUAAGCAGAUGGACUCCCUCCCAAGAGGGGGCCGUAAAGGUGAGGGACCCGAAGCGCAUCAGAAGGAACUAAUCCCUCCUCCCCAUACCGCUUUAAAAAGGAUUUUUUUAAAAAAAACCUUUUUUCUACAAGUAACAGAGGACUGUAUUCUCAUUGUAAAUCGCUGAUUGACAUAAAGAUACCGAAGCACCGUAAUUACUGCCCUGAGCCUUUGUUUUCCAGUCAAACCCAUUCCCUUCUCUGCAAAAGUAACUGUCACUGCAGUUCAAUGUGAAUGAUUCCGGUAUGUUCCAUGUGUGAUUCUAUUAAAUUAUACACAAAAGUACAUACGAAAAUAGAAUAGUUUUAAUUUUUCUAUGUCUUGGCUACAGUCCUACCGCAUGUAGUUCUAUAGGUUGCUUUUUAGUGUGUCUUCUAGAGAAGUUUCUGUGCCUGUACAGGGUGCUUCUCUUAGUUUUUAGAGCUGCAUACCCUGAGUUUCAGUGAAUGAGUGUGCCGCGCCGUGAUUGGCCCCCGUUGCUCCAUCUCAUGCCGGGGCAGGAACAUCGUACGUGGGCCUUUCCACAUGUAUCUGUAGGACAGGGACCUGGAAGUGAAUCUCUGGGCUGUAAGGGAAAAUACAUGUAAAGGGUCAUUUGAUAGGUUCAGUCAAAUCCUCCUCCAUGUAGGAUGUGCUGGUUUUUACCCUCCAGCGACAUCAGAGCCUGCUUGUUUGCUCCUAGCUUGCCUACUGUAUGAUCUCACAGCCUUCGUUUUACUCUGGUGGUCAGUGGGGCUGAGUAGAUGUGUGCAUACCAUCACCGGCACGUCCGUGCUGCUCCAAACCUCUGCACCAUUUUCCUCCUAGACUGUCAUUUUGGUGACUUGGAGUAGCUCUUCAUCGGUUAACGGCUCUUGAAGUCUGUCCUGCACGUUCCAGACGUUUCUCCCAGGCUGUUGCCUUUUUACCUUGUGCCCGGUGUCCUCUGUCAGACGGAAGAAGACCGUGUUUGUCGUGUUGUUAGCCUUGCCUUCUUUUUUAUCGUGGCCUUUGGAAAGGUUUCUCCAGGACACGAUGUUUAUAAAAAUAGAGCAAGCAGUUUAUAAAAGAAGUGGAUGAAGGGAGAGACUAAUGUCAGGGCCCCCCCCGCACCCCACUUCCUCCCACAGCCCAUGAAAUAUCAGGGCUUUAAGGAACUGUUCCUGCUCCUGCCGCCCCCCCCCCCCAUAAAAAUAAAAAGAAGUGUUGUGCAGA